Molecule: messenger RNA, 897 nt
Organism: Cinclus cinclus
Lineage: Eukaryota; Metazoa; Chordata; Aves; Passeriformes; Cinclidae
Gene: TNFRSF6B
Product: TNF receptor superfamily member 6b
Exons: 4
Coding region: 4-897 (297 amino acids)
Molecular function (GO): protein binding
Source: RefSeq, a predicted model, not a curated record
GCGAUGCCAUCCUGCCACGUGCCGAGUGUGAGGCAUCCAUCCAAGUGGAUGUUUCCCCCUCUCCUCCUUUUGCUGGCUGAGCUCGCCUGCAAUGCCCAGCCCACGUACCAGUGGAAGGAUGCUGUGACGAACGAGAGGAUCACAUGCCAGCAGUGCCCUCCGGGGACCUUCGUGGCACAGCACUGCUCCAGGGACAGACGCACGGCGUGUGAGCCCUGCCCGGAUUUGCACUACACUCAGUACUGGAACUACCUGGAGAAGUGCCGGUACUGCAAUGUCAUCUGCGGGGAGAAGCAGGUGGAGGUGCAGCAGUGCAAUGCCACGCACAACCGUGCCUGCCAGUGCCAGCAGGGCUACUACUCCAACAUGGAGUUCUGCAUCAGGCACUCCGAGUGCCCGCCGGGCUCUGGUGUUGUGAAGCCGGGUUCCCCCUUUGAGGACACCCAGUGUCAUGACUGCCCCCACGGCUUCUUCUCCUCCAACUACAGCACCAACCCAUGCCAGCCACACCAGCACUGUGAGCAGCAGGGGAAGGUGACCAACGUGCAGGGCAACAAGUACCACGACACUCUCUGCACAUCCUGCAGGUUGGGGAGAGGCAACAGCACACAGGGGUCAGCAGCAGAAGAUGAAGACUGUGAACAAGCCAUGAUAGACUUUGUGGUGUAUCAGAACAUCCCCAUCAAGAAGCUGAAGCGCCUGCAGCAGAUCCUGGAGCACUCACCAAAGAAGCAGGCACCAUGGACCAGGGCAGCCAUCCAGGAGAAAUUCCGGGCUUUCCUCACUCACAAGAGGGAGGAGGACUCUGAAGUCACCAAGGAGCUGCUGGAUGCGCUGCGCACGGUCAAGCUCCAUUCCAUCGAGGAGAAGGUCCGCAAGCGCUUCCAGCUGCCCUGA